Camelus dromedarius (Arabian camel) is the source of this 5155-nucleotide messenger RNA. It is a transcript of the gene RAD52, whose product is annotated as RAD52 homolog, DNA repair protein. Bases 1996 to 3540 code for a protein of 514 amino acids. Gene Ontology annotation, biological process: double-strand break repair via single-strand annealing; DNA recombinase assembly; double-strand break repair via homologous recombination. Lineage: Eukaryota; Metazoa; Chordata; Mammalia; Artiodactyla; Camelidae. Gene Ontology annotation, cellular component: nucleus. The record is from RefSeq and is a predicted model, not a curated record. The transcript has 10 exons.
CCUCUGUUCCACGUAGCAUCACCUGAGGUCAGUCAUUCCAGGUAUUCACCAUUUAAAGCUGUGAGCCAAGAUAAGAAACCACAGGAGUUAAUGGGGAAGUCCAAGCCUUGGAACUCCCCGUGUUAGGAGACCAGCGCACAGAGACUGGGCACUGGGUCACAUGCUGCCGGUAAAUAAAUCAGUAUGAUGCAGAUUAAAAACUGACAUUGGAUUUAGUGAUGUAAACAUCUGUUGGGAGGCAGAGAUACUAAAUAAUAUCCUCCAAACUGAGAAGGAACUUGGAGACCAAAAAACAAAGCUGGCGAUUCCAAAAAGUGCCAUUAGGCGGUCUACUGUGGUAACACACAGAGGGUCCUGUGAGGACCGCCCAGAGGCAUUCCCAGCUGCUCUGCGCCACCAGGGGUACAGGGGGCCUACAGAGGCCAAAGCUAAAGGUGGAGUUUGGCUAGGAAGCGGGAGGCACGUGGGCACUGAUGGGGACCCAGGGUUUUCCUCCCCCGGGGGGCUCAUGACCGUUAACCAACUGCAUCAGCGGAAGACAUCUAUCAGAUGAAGGCGAGGGCCAGAGUUGACAGGGGCUGUGUCUGACUUGGGCACAUUCCUUGCAAGUAGCUAAAGCUCAGUCAUGCAGAGAGGGGAGGGGUGGCACUGUGGGCCGAAGACGGAGCCACAGAAUGGAGUCAUUGUGGUUCAGACACACGUCACUGGGGCCGAGUGUGCCACACGUCAGAUGGCUGCGUCAGAAGUUUGGUUAGUUGGCUCAGGGAGAACAGGAUGGGUGGAAACCUAAGUUGUGAGUAUUAGCCCUUCUUUAGAGAGUUUCUGUUACAAACACAAGUGGGGAAACACGAGGCGAACAUUACUUUCCCCUGCACCUUCCUCCUGUUCCCCAGUCCCACCUGAUGGCGCCCACUUCUGGUCACUUCUGCUUUGGGGCUUGUGAGUGGGGGGCAUCCUGGCCGGGACGGGAGUUUGGGGUCCCCUUUAUUACCUAUUUUAUCUGCAUAAUGAGGAGAUAACGAAACUUGCUUUAAGUGUCUCCUGCAGCAUUUUAACUCCAGAACUGCAGGGAACAGUUUUUAGUCACUGUUCCACCAUACACAGUAUUAUCUAACGUUACCCACUGUUUGUGAAGGUUUUUUAUACCUGAUAAAUGUCCAUAUUUAUCUGUAGGUGAAAAGGAAUUUGCCUAGCAAGGUUUACAGUUGCAGCUGUAUGUCAGGUCACACCCGCACGUACUAGGAGUACGGUAGAGUCGCUGGGAAGGGCUCGGGUUUGCGCUGUGGCUUAGCGUCUCGCUGCCUGCUUUCCUUGUCUGAAGCGGAGGCAGUAACAGGAACGGCCCCCUCAAGCUAUUGCAAGGGUUAAAUGAGAAAAUUUAAACUUCCUAGCUUAGAUUAGUAAGCACUUAGCGUGUGCAAGUCCUUGAUAAAGCCAGCCAGCAUCACUACCGAGCAGGGAGUCAGCUAGGAAUGCUCCCAACUGUCCGUGAGGGGAGGCUGGCUUCACAGUAGUGAGGGUCUGUUUCUCUCACACAGACCAAUGCUCUCAUGUGUUGUGAACCAGGGGGUGUAUAUGAGUAACAUAUACUGUGGGAUUAACUCGAUCAUCUACGUCUGAGUUAAGAGAAAGAAACAGAAAAAAAGGUAAUUCCUACCGAGACAGCCUAAGUAACUUGGGAGGCAGCUACAGACGCAUAACCAAAAUCUCUUCUGCCCUUCUUCCUUCCUACCAGCACCCGACUCGGUGCAUGGGGUAACACGCUUGGGUGAAAACACUCGCCUUCCCAGGUAGGGGCGUCCACGUGACGUUGUUUGGGCCACUGUGACCUAAGCGUAAUGCCUGAUGAGGUUUCUACAAAAGCUUCUAAAAAUUGUCAGACUCAGCUAACAUGUCCUUUGUCUUUCUAGUGUCUAGGACGUGGGCGUGAGGCUGAGGUGGGACAGUCACACCACGGUCAGGAGGCACACGUGCAGGUGAGAGCCGCAUGUCCGGAUGAAGUCAACCAGAAUCAGCAUGUCUGGGACUGAGGAGGCAAUUUUCGGCAGCCGUGACAGCCACCCUGCCAGUGGCAGCUCCGUGCUGUGCUUUGGUCAGUACCAGUACACAGCAGAAGAGUACCAGGCCAUCCAGACCGCUCUGAGGCAGAGGCUGGGCCCAGAAUACAUCAGUAGCCGCAUGGCUGGAGGAGGCCAGAAGGUGUGUUACAUUGAGGGUCACAGGGUAAUCAAUCUGGCCAAUGAGAUGUUUGGCUACAAUGGCUGGGCACACUCCGUCACGCAGCAGAACGUGGGUGAGUUCGCUUCUCCCCGGGCCCCGCCGGGCUCCGGCCGGCUUCUGACAGCAGCGGUGAGCGCGGGCACGUGGCUGGGGUCCGGGGCAGGCACAGGUCGGCGUCCCUUCAGCUGGUUCUCCUUCCCACCCGUAGAUUUUGUUGACCUUAACAAUGGCAAGUUCUACGUGGGAGUCUGUGCGUUUGUGAGAGUCCAGUUGAAGGACGGCUCGUAUCAUGAAGACGUGGGCUACGGCGUGAGCGAGGGCCUCAAGUCCAAAGCCUUGUCCCUGGAGAAGGCGAGGAAGGAGGCUGUGACGGACGGGCUGAAGCGGGCGCUCAGAAGUUUUGGGAAUGCGCUUGGAAAUUGUAUUCUGGACAAAGACUAUCUGAGGUCACUGAACAAGCUUCCACACCAGUUGCCUCUUGAGGUGGAUUUAACUAAAGCAAAGAGACAAGACUUUGAACCAUCUGUGGAGCGAGCCAGAUACAGCAGCUGCCGACAGAGCAUGGCUCUGGGACCCCCAAAACCACCAGAGGUGCCCUCCCCUUGCAGACCAGACCACUCAGAUGGCCCCCAUGUUGUGACACUGGGGGACAAGGACAGCAGCUCCCGGUACGCACCCCCGCUGCCCCUUCCCGAGUGUCCCCGUUACCUCCUCCUACCCUUGCAGCAAGCGCGGGUGGCGCGCUCCCUCGGGGACCGCGUGCUGCUUCACCAGGUGGCCCAGGAACCCGCUCCCACCCUGCUGCUCUUCCGACACAGAAGCCUGACCUUCUCCGCCGCCGAGAGCGACGCCACACACCAGCGGAAGCUCCGGCAGAAGCAGCUGCAGCAGCAGUUCCGGGAGCAGAUGGAGAGACAGCAACACCCGUCUGCCCCGCCGUCCAGGAAGAGGGACCAGGCGGCGCCGCUGGUGCCUCCUGCCGAGCACGGUGCCCCCGGAGCUGCGGUCUCAGAGCCAGGAGCCCAGACGGACGUCCUCACAGACAGUCUUGAACUAUGGGACCUGGCUCCAGAUGCAGGGGACAGUGUGGUCAAGCCCUCGUCUAAACCACAACCACCGCAGACUCCUGCCACCUCAGUCCUGAAGAACCAGGUGGAGACCCAGAGCAGGACCCCACAAAGCCUUUACCACCAGGAUCCACCAGCAAAACCUGGACCCUGGCACCUCCAAACCUAUAACCCGAACCAGCAACCAACAGGAGACUGUGACUCCUCUAGGAAGAACCAGGACAUGAAGAAAAGGAAACUGGAGCCGUCUUAACCAAGGCACAGGUCACCUCACUGGACUGUCAUGGAGGGAUGGUCAGACUUCGUGGGCGUGAAAUGACUCGUCGUUCCUGGGGAAUGAGCUUUACUUCCAGGCGUUUGCCUUGCUUCACUCUGAACUUGACCAGAGGCUGCGGCUCCUGGAACCUGCUGCAGACAGAGCCCGGUGGCCGGACACGAGCACUUCACAGAAGCAUGUCACACGUGCAGCGGGCAGCUCUGCCGAGACGAAACCCCUCUUCUUUGGUCCUUGAGGCUCCUCACUGUUGACUGCUGAGCUGUCACGUUGGUGAAGACAGAAAUUCUAGGAGCCCCCAUGGCUCCUUGCUCCUGGGCACCAGCCUCAGCAGGACGCCGCGGAUGAGCCGAGCUCCCGCCCCGGAGGGCGGCACGCUCCUGAUGCUGCCUCGUGCGGCUGCCGCCUUCUCCGACAGGCCCCAGUCUGCCGUUCGUGACGUCUCCUAGUCAAGGAAAUAAUCAUCUAAGACCAAAGAAAAGGCAUUUUAAGACAGCAAAAUAAAUCCUUUGUAACAUAAUGCAGGCAUACCUCUCUUAAUUGCACUUUGCAGAUAUUGUGGGGUUUUUUAAACAAAUCGAAGGCUUCUGGCAACCCUGUGUCAAGAAUUUUCCCAACGGCAUUUUAAAGUAUAUAUUGUUUUAGAUACAACACUAUCACACACUUAACAGACUACAGCAGAGACAUAAUUUUUAUGUGCAAAGAGAGCCCCACCCAUGACCUAAGUAGCUGUUCACAUUCGCCUGUUGCAGAUGUGAGCUAGAACCCACCUCGGCACAAAUUCUUUAUUCAUAGUGUUGAGAUGUUCAUAACUCUUUCCUCCAAGUAAUGAAUGUGCAGUUUUACUUUCCAAGGACCCUUUUGGGCUGUGCUUUUAAUCUUGAAAUGGUGGCUUUUAUUACUUGUUGGAUCACAGACCCACUCGCAGGAAGCUGUGGCCCUGGGCACAUGGGGCCCCUGGGCCCUGGUGUGCCUCCAGAUGGCAAAGAGGCUGGGGCUCUCCCUGCCUCCCUUGACCUCACCUGCUGUUGCACAGAUUGGGUCAUAUAUUCAGCUUUUGAUUUUGAUAUCCUCACCACUGUCUUCAGAAAAAAAAAAUCUCCUUGUCUGCAGCAUCUUAGUUGAGGGAGAAGUGCCGCUUAAGAAAGAUCCUGGAAUUAGGAAUCCAGUUAUAAACUGCACACAAGUCAAAUCAGAGCUGCCGAGACCAUGAAAAAGGCAUUGCUGGAAAUGAAACCCCACAGCUCAACAAAAGCAAGUCUGGUUUAUUUGAAGGUCUCAAGUAUGUCUACAAAGGUAACAAACCGAAGCAGGAAGCGCACCCCCCGGGUUAGUGCCAAACGCACAGGAAUCCCCAAGGUUUCAGUUCAGUUUAUUUGUUUUUUAAACAGUGUACAUUGUUAAAUAAUGUAAGGAAAACAUUUAUAAUUCAGAAAGUUGUUUUUUAAUGUGGAAAAAGAUGCUCAAAGUGUACUAUUAACACAAAAAUAAUUUAGACAGUUCAGUAGCACUAGUUCAUUCCUCUAGGCCUCAGUUAUUUCAUCCACAGGAGGGAAAAAAAUCAACAGUAAAUAAAACCAGUUCUUACUUUCCA